This is a messenger RNA of Globicephala melas (long-finned pilot whale), 6080 nucleotides long. RefSeq names its product spindle and kinetochore associated complex subunit 3 (gene SKA3). Gene Ontology annotation, biological process: mitotic cell cycle; chromosome segregation. Gene Ontology annotation, cellular component: spindle microtubule; outer kinetochore; kinetochore. Lineage: Eukaryota; Metazoa; Chordata; Mammalia; Artiodactyla; Delphinidae. The record is from RefSeq and is a predicted model, not a curated record.
GCCGCCCGUCUCCUCGCGCGAGGCUUCAGCUCUCGCGAGAAGGGCCUUGCGCGAGUCGCGGAACCAAUGGCGUUUCCGGCGCCGGGAUUCAAACGUGCGCGGGCGCUGAGGACGAGCGUGGGGCUGGUCCAUGGAUCUGAUCCGGGGCUUCUGCGGGAAGCUGCGGUCUCUGGCCGUCACCCUGGACGGCGAGACGGCUCGGCUGCAUCGAGCGCUGGACGGAGAGGACAGCGACUUUGAAGAUUAUCCAAUGAGAGUUUUACAUGACCUUCAUUCAGAAGUCCGGACUCUAAAGGAUGAUGUCAAUAUUCUUCUUGAUGAAGCAAGCCUGGAAAGUCAAGAAAGCAUUGGUUUCAUAAAGGCAACAAAAGUACUGAUGAAAAAAAAUUCAAUGGAUAUCAUGAAAAUUAGAGAGUUUUUCCAGAAGUAUGGAUAUAAUCCACGUGCCAAGGAAAAUUCAGGGGAUGAGCAAGAAGUCGUUGACUCUAAACCAGAGAACAAUAAACGUGAAAAUCCUGAGAAGCCUGAUGUGAAGGGUGAUUUGUCGGAUUCCGCUCCUCCAAGCAGUUCUGUUUCUGAGAAGCCUCCACGUAGUCCACAACUUUCCGAUUUUGGACUCGAGCGGUACAUGAUAUCCCAAGUUCUGCCAAACCCUCCCCAGGCAGUAAACAACGAGAAGGAAGAGCCAAAAAUUUUAACUCCAUUUUCCAAACGGCCACUAGUAAAAACUCCCAAAUGUGCACUAAAGAUGGAUGAUUUUGAGUGUGUGACUCCUAAAUUAGAACACUUUGGUAUCUCUGAAUAUACUAUGUGUUUAAAUGAAGAUUAUACAAUGGGACUUAAAAAUGUGAAGAAUAACAGUGAGGAGGCCAUAGAAACAGAACCAGUGACCAACAAUAAUUUCUUUGCCACUCCUGGCCCCAUAACCCAGCCAUUGGAAAAAAAUGAUGCCGAGCAUACACAUUCUCCUGUGGCACCUACAUUCUGCACUCCUGGUUUGAAAAUCCCUUCUACAAAGAACAGCACAGCUUUGGUAUCCACAAAUUAUCCAUUAUCAAAAACAAAUAGUUCAUCAAAUGACUUGGAAAUGAAAGACAGUACAUCGUUAGUUUUAAAUUCAGACGAGUGCUUUGAGAAUUUUGCGGAUCCCUCUUCUCCUACGAUUUCUUCCUAUGAGAAUCUGCUCAAAACACCUACACCUCCAGAAGUAACUACAAUUCCAGAAGAUAUUCGCCAGAUUUUAUCAAAAUACAACUCAAACCUAGCUACUCUGGUAGCAGUUAGAGAAGUGCCGCCCAGCAGAGUGUUCCUUCCUCGGUGUGAAGGACAGGACGUCCGAGACGCUGGCAACAGAGAAAACUGGUGAAAGUGCGUAUGUUCCCAUCCUAGAGGGACUAGAUUUGUUACCUGAGGAGAACACUGGAAUGGUAAUAAACACUUGUAAUUGACAUCUGCCAGCUACGUAACAGCCCAUCUUUUUUUUUUUUUUUUUUGCGCGGUAUGUGGACCUCUCACUGUUGUGGCCUCUCCCGUUGCCGAGCGCAGGCUCCGGAUGCGCAGGCUCAGCAGCCAUGGCUCACGGGCCCAACCACUCUGUGGCAUGUGGGAUCUUCCCGGACUGGGGCACGAACCCGUGUCCCCUGCAUGGGCAGGCGGACUCUCAACCACUGCGCCAUCAGGGAAGCCCCCCAUCUCUCUUUUGGUCCAGAAUUCGUGAUCCCUGCAUCUCAGGCUCCCACACUACCAUGUUUUACAAUGUCACUGGGAAUCUACUCCCAACCAUAUUAUAAGUGUAAAAAUAGAUGGCUUCGGUGUCAUUUGUUUCAUUGAAGGCUAUUGGUUAUACCUAAUUGAUAUUUUCUGUUUGUAUCUUUCUACAGAAAUUGUAGUGGAUCCAUCCUUCCAUUAUAGAAACUGAAAGAUGAAAGCAAACCUGCUCUUACUUUGUUUUUCACAUUCCCCAACAUCUUUCCCCUUUUGAAAAUCCAACUCAUAUUAAAGAUGAGCACGGACACUGAUGUCAUUAAAUGCUUUUUAUUAAGUUUGAUUUAGUCUAACCUCAGUCUUGUUGACGUGUAGUUCAGUUACUCAGUUUGGAAAGAUCAUUACUAUUUCACUGAUUUCAAAUUUACCCUGCCUAAUGGAAAAGUAUGGUUUAAGUAAUAUUAGGAAGCAGGAUAAAUAAUUUUUGAAAUUUAAAGGUUACAGUUUGCUACUCAGAUAAGGCCACUUUCAGUCUUCUUGGGCUAGACAGUUGUUGCUAGACCUGGGCUUCUUCCUUGGGUCUAGCUCUGCCCUUCUGUCUCCUCUCAUGACUAUCCCAAGUCUUUUACACCUUUUAUUUCAACAGUGCUCUUUUAAGGCACUGUUGUUUACAAAUGACAGCUUAAAUUAAUUUAGGAAGAGGAAUUUACAGGCCUAGGUAACUAUACUGAAGUAGGUGUCUCGGACUUUUGGAAAUUAGACGCUUGCCUGCAGUCAGGACGGAUGUUUUAUUUUUACUUGUCAGUUUCAUCCUUUCAAAUCACCUCUUACCAGCAUGGCUGCAACCUCUCCAGGUCCCCCUCCAGCUCAGCAGCCCAACAGAGCCUGAGCCUCACACUCUGUGGAGGGUCCCAGGACUCCUCCUGGCCAGGUGCUCAUCUCUGGACUGUCCGCUGUGCCUCUAGAGCUGUCUGAGAGCUCCAGGCUGCCCUGUCCAUGGAGCCCAAGAUCCUUCCGGCCUAAGUAAAGUUGAUGCAGCAAAGAUUAUCCUCUUUUAUGGUUGGGCCUUGAAAGUCAAAUGUGAAGACCUGUCACAUUGUGAAUCUUCGUUUUGUCAGAAAAUUGCCACUAAAACAAAACAAUUUAUUCUUUGUUCUAGGAACUACUGUGUAAUAAUUUUUGCUAAAUAUUGAUACAAUGUAAAAUUCAAGAUAUUUAGUUUUAUUUUUCCAGGUAAGCUCUGGUCAGCCUUGUAUAUACGAUGGUGACUCCCAAAUUAUAUCAGCCUUUUAUACACUAUUUACCAUGGCUCUGUGUACCUAAGUCCACAGAGUGGACAGAUUGCUUGAGGGAGGGAGUAUAUUCAAAGUGCAUGCAGGGCUGAGUCCUGGAGUUCCAUUUUAGAAGAUGGAAAGAGGCAGAAAAAUCUAGCAAAGGAGAUGAAGAAGCUGGUGAAGUAGGAAGGAAAUACUUCAAGCCAAGUGAUCGAUUCUAUCAAUAUUGCUGAGAAUCCAAGACAAGACAGAAUUACCACUGGACUUGGCAAAAUUGCUGUUGCUGACAGCACUGAUGAAUUCUGACAGAGUGCUCAGGACGGACUUCUGGGGUGGACUGGAAAGGUCGGAGGUGAGGAAGCAGAGAUCACGGACUGAGACGGCUCUUUUCAUGAGUUUUGCUCAAGAAGGGAGAGAAGAAAUGGUGCUGCAGCCAGAGGGGGUGUGAGUGAAACCAGGUUUUUGAAGAUGGGAAAUAAAGAACGUUCCAUUAAUCAUUUCCGAUGGCCUGCUGGGUGUCUCCACCUGUCUUGUGAUGGCCCCUCAAUUCAGUUUGACCAGAAUUUCUCUUUCCCUGGCCCUUACCACUCUCCUCCUGUGAUCUUAGUUUCUGUUCCCUAGAACUAGGAUGCUUCCGGCUUAUCAAACUUCAAAUGUUACCCUUCAGUGUCCUCCCACUGCUCUCGAGGAAUCCAGGGUCCCAACAUGGCCUCCAGGACCACCCCCCUGUGACUCGACCCUCAGUUGCCCCUCCCUCUUGUCUCAAAACCUGGGCUCCAGCUGGCAGCCGGCCUUUCCUCUCCUUCCCUUCGUUCCUGCCCUGGGCUUCAUCAUAGGCCCCGGGCUUCACAGGUGCUCUCUCUGCCCAAAUGGCUUCUCCCACCCACUCUGCUCAGCUGACUAUCCCUCACAUCCUUAUGCUGUAGAUACUUGAUGUUUUUGUCUGCCCACCACUCCUACCCCCUUAAAGGAAAACGCUCCGAUUUUCCCUGAGCUCAGCCCAGUUCCAAGACCAACCAAGCAGGGUCACAGUCCCUGACCAGUUGGUAUUGGGCACGUGACCCACGUCAUAUCCAAGAGAGCCAAUUGUGGGACUUUGGGGAACUACUAGGAAGAGCAGAACGUUUUUCUGGAUGUGCAGAGAUGUGUACCCGGAGCCACGAAGGGAGAGGCCGAAGGUGGAGCUGCCACCGAAGUUCCAGCAGGAGACGUGGGAGGGCUUGGAGGCCAACUCUAACCCCAAUUUUUCAGGUAAAUGAUUCAUAAACUCCUUGUUUUCUCGUUUCGUGAAGCUCUUAACAGUCCUGCCUCAUCUGCUUCAGGUCUCAGAUUAAAUGUCAUUUUAUCAAAGAUUUUACCGAUUUUCCCAGUCAGCGCCCUAUUCUCAUCCUUUAUAGUACUUGGUAGAAUCUGUAACAGAAUAUUUGAGUGUACAUUUAUUUAAUGUUCACUGCCCCACUGGACCAUAAGGUCAAUGUGGUCAAGGACCUCAUUUGCUUGCCUUGUUCAUUAUUACACUGGUACCUGCCAACUUAAAAUAUUUACUGGUUAGUGAUAACAUCAAACACUUACUGAGGUCUUACUAUGCUAGGCAUGGUUCUAAGUACAUUCAUUAACCCAUUUAAUUCUUAAAAAGUAACUCUUAGCAAAUAGGUGCUAGCAUUUCGACUUUUCAGAUGAGGAAAUUGAGGCUUUAAUGAUGGACUUCUCUUUCCACGUCCCAUUUUCCCAGCCCAGACCUUGCUGACCGCCUCUGGGCUGUGUUCCCUCCCCCCAUCCUCCACCACGCCCCCGCUUGUCACCUGACGGCAGAAGCAUCCUACGGUCCUCUUCAUCCUGAUCUCUGGCCAAACUCCUGGUGAGUGCUCCGGUGUUCCUGGCGUUUCAGCUCACGCCACCCUUUAUCUACUGGGAGCCGAAAUCCAACCCCUGUGGGCGCUGAACAAGGUCACAUGCCAUCCUCAGCAGCAACUUGUCUUUCUCACGACACCUUCUAAUCCGCCUUUGAUCAUCGGCACUUACACCUUUUGUUACCAGACUGCGGCUUUCUGAGGAAGGGUCUGUGUGUCGGGUCUGUCUGCACCCCCAGGCCCACGGCAUUCAUCCCGUAUUUUAUUCCCUGAAGUGUGGAAGGAGCUAGUACUACUACAGAUUCUGACAGUCUCCAGUAAUGCAUGCAGAUUUUGGAAAGGCCUCGGGUGGUUCACCUCAUUCAUAGUUUCAUCCUCUCCUGGACGCUUUCUGAGGAGUUGUUGGCUGCAGCUGGGCUGGCCCGCCAGCGUGGGCAGGAGCAGGAAAUUCUGACAGCUGAAGGCAUGAAGUGAGGGGGCUACAUAUGCCUUUUUUCUUCUUUGUUUUUAAAACAGCUGUUUAUUGAACAUGCCCUUUCUACCAGGCCCUCCUCUAAGCCCCCUUUCAUCUGGCUCUUCUCAACGGUGUUCUGAGGUAGGCGUGUGAUUAGAUCACCUUUAUAGAGUAAACUCAUGACACUCCCAGGCUGAUGGGUUUUGCUUAUUAAAAUUAUUUUAGUAUUUAUUAUUAAAACUGCUUUUUAGGUUUCAGCUUAUUCCUCCUAGGGAUUACAGGGUGGGGGGAGAUCAAUGACUGUCUUCAUAGAAGAGUUGCCUAGUUCAUGAUUAAUCCUAACAGAAUAAAUAUGCUUCUUUCAAGCUUGUUCCAUUACAGGUUCCAAGAAACUGUAGCAAUUUGUAAGAACAACCUAUAUCUAAGCAAUACAAUACACACCAGAACACUCAGACCUCACCUGGCUGCUCUUGACACUCAACCUGGAAACCAUGACCAUAUCAUUUCCUUAAAAGACAGGUGUUUUGGUUUGCACCAGAACUGAAGCAUGCCCACAUACUCUGGAUGACGGUCCCCUGGCAGAAGUCUGUAAUGCAGACAGCUUCACCGCAAGAGCAGUACCAGUGCAGCGGGUGGAAGCCAGCUGGCAGUGAGCUGAGGAAAACACAACACUAUUUUUGGAAACGUAUGUUUCAAGUCAUCUAUUGUUGUCUACCUAGAGGUUCCCAGCCCACUUGUGAGCUGUUACUUAAAGCAGGCCUCCACUUCGGCUGAAGUGAAAAUGGUAGCCACUGCCUG